This is a messenger RNA of Rhipicephalus sanguineus (brown dog tick), 6440 nucleotides long. RefSeq lists its product as uncharacterized. The coding region runs from base 15 to 5243 and encodes 1742 amino acids. NCBI's taxonomy places the organism in Eukaryota, Metazoa, Arthropoda, Arachnida, Ixodida, Ixodidae. The transcript has 34 exons. The record is from RefSeq and is a predicted model, not a curated record.
UCGCGCGCGGGAAGAUGGCUGGGCGCGUGCUCCUGAGCCUGGCGCUCCUGCUCCUGCUCCUCCCGGAACACUCGAGCGGGGCCAAGAAAGCGAAGCAGACCGCCGACUCGGACGUCAUCGAGGACGUGAGCGGCAAACAGCUCGAGAGUCUUCUGCAGACUGAGGAAUACCUCGCCGUCUUUUUCUAUACGAAGAUAUGCAAAAAUUGCGAUGCCAUCCUGGCCGAGUUGGAGCACAUCAACGACGAAGCGGAGAAGUUCGGCGUGGCUUUCGUCAAGAACAGCGAUCGGCCGACGGCAAAGAAACUCGGCAUCACCAAGUUCCCGUCGCUCGUCUACUUCCGGAACAAGGAGCCCACUGUCUACGAAGGUGACCUGAUGGACGAAGAGAAAGUGCUCGACUGGCUAACAAACUUGGAGGCCAUGGAGCUGCCGGACCGGAUAGAAGAGGUCAACGGAAAGAUUCUAGAGAGCCUCAUCAAGGAGAGUCAAUACCUGGCCGUCCUCUUUUACAAGCAAAAGCACAAGGAGUCCGAGGCGGUGCUCGCAGAACUCGAGAACAUUGACGACGAGGCGGACGCACUGGGAAUCGGCUUCGUGAAGAUCUCCGAGACCGAGGUGGCUGAGGAGUUCGGCCUAGACCAGCUGCCGGCGCUGGUCUACUACCGAAAGACCAUCCCGCUACUCUACGACGGUGACCUAAGGAACGAGGAGGACGUGCUCAAGUGGCUGCAGCAGUUCAUGGACACUGGUGACGACACGGACAUAAUCGAGGAGGUUUCUGCGGACGACAUGAAUGCGCUCAUCGAGAAGACUGACAUACUGGCCGUCUUCGUAUAUGACGCGAACGACGCGAAGAGCAAGAAGAUCCUGGAGGAGCUGGAGGCGAUCGACGACGAUGCCGACCAGCACGGCAUCCCGUUCGUCAAGACAGACGACGUGGAGUUUGCCAACAAGUACGGCUGGGACACACUGCCCGUCCUGAUAUUUUUCGAGAACGAGGUGCCCACUGUGUUCAAAGGGGACUUGACCAACGAGGAGAAAGUGCUGAGCUGGCUGGUGGAGCAGAAGAUGAAGGACGAGAUCGAGGACGUGUCCGAGGACGUGUUCGACGAGCUCGUCCAGAAGGCUGACUAUCUCGCGGUACUUUUUUAUAAGAAAGGCGACGCCAAAUGCGAGAAGGUGCUCAAGGAGCUGGAGAACAUCGACGACGAGUUGGACUCGCACGACGUAGCCUUCGUGAAGAUUGACGACGAGGACGUCAUCAAGGAGUACGGCAUCGACGCCGUGCCGCAGCUUGUGUACUUCGAGGACUCGAUACCAAACUUCUAUUCCGGUGACUUGACGAAGGAGGAGCAGGUUCUGGAGUGGCUUUUGAAGCAAAAGGAGUCCGACGAGAUCGAAGAUGUCACUCCUGAGGUGCUGGAGACGCUCAUCAAGAAGUCCAAUUUCCUGGCGGUGCUCUUCUACGACAAGGACGACUCGAAGAGCCGAGAGGUGCUCAAGGAGCUCGAGAACAUCGAUGACGACGCCGACGCGCACGACCUGCCCUUUAUCAAGAUCGACGACGACGAGGUGGCCCGCAGUUACGGCAUCGAUGACGAGCUGCCCCUGCUCGUCUACUUCGAGAAGGAGAUACCGAACAUCUACGAAGGCGACCUGACGAAGGAGGAGGAAGUGAUCGAGUGGCUGCUGCACCAGAUGAAGUCGGACGCCAUCGAGGAAGUGAGCGACAAGAUCCUCGACUCGCUCAUCGAGAAGCACCCGCACGUCGCCGUGCUCUUCUACCAAGAGAAGGACAAGAAGUCCGAGAAGAUCCUGACCGAGUUGGAGAACAUCGACGACGAGGCAGACGAGCACGACAUCGUGUUCCUCAAGACAAACGACCCCGAAGCAGCCGACAAGCACGGAAUCGAAAGUUUUCCAAAACUCGUCUUCUACGACAACGAGAUACCCAAUUUAUACGACGGAGACUUGAUGGAUGAAGACAAAGUCCUGGCCUGGUUUAUCAAGCAAAAAGAGUCCGAAGAAAUCGAGGAGAUCACCGAGAAGAUGCUGUUCGAGCUUAUCGACGAAAAUCCUUUCCUGGUGGUCUUGUUCUAUGACAAAGACCACAAGGGGAGUGCCGAGGUGCUCGCUGAGCUGGAGAACAUCGACGACGACCUGGACAAGCACAAGAUCCCUUUCGUCAAGAUCGACGACGACAGCGUGGCCAAGGACUUUGGCAUUCUGGACGAGCUGCCCGCCAUCGUGUACUUCGAGGACAAAAUCCCAAAUGUCUACGAAGGCAACCUGAAAGAUGAAGAGGAAGUCCUGAAGUGGGUCCUACACCAAAAGUCAGAGGAUACCAUUGAGGAGGUCACCGAAGAAAUACUCGAAAUGUUGCUACGCCAAAAAGAAUACGUCAUGGUAUUCUUCGCGCCCGACAACUGCAAGGAGUGCCCGAAAAUCCUGGCUGAGCUGGAAAAAAUUGACGACGAAUCCGACGACCACGGCAUUAUUAUCGUGACUACCGAUGACACAAAGUUGGCCAAAAAACAGGCCGGAGUGACCCGCCUUCCGGCAAUCGUUUUGUUCAGGAAUGGACAGCCUGUUCAUUACAAAGGGGACCUUAUGGACGAAGAUGAGAUCCUGAAGUGGAUGACAAGCGAGGAGACGUUGGACAUUCCGGACCAAAUAGAGAGCGUCAACCAGAAGAUGUUGGAGAAACUGCUUAGCACCAGCGAUUACGUGGCAGUUUUCUUCACUAAGCCCAAGUGUGCGGAAUGCGACAAGGUUCUUGCCGAGCUCGAGAACAUCGAUGACGAAGCAGAGGCACUGGACAUCGACUUCGUCAAGGUCACCGACCCGAAGAUAGCCAAGGCUUACGAGAUUAUUUCGCUGCCUGCCCUGGUGUUCUUCAAGAAGAAGUUUCCUCAGUACUACGAUGGAAACCUCAAGGACGAAGACCAAGUGCUCAAGUGGCUGACUGAAAUGAAGGAGAGGUCCGAUGAUGAGAUCGAGCUCGUGGAUCGCAGGAUGCUGGAAAUGCUUUUGCAGGACAUGGAGAGCGUCGCCGUCUUCUUCUUCUCGGACGAGUGUCCCGAGUGUGACAAGGUGCUGGAGGAACUGGAGAACAUCGACGACGACACCGACAAGCAGGGCAUCUACUUCGUCAAGAUAGACGACGAGGCGUACGCCAAGGAACUGGGCGUGUCCGAGUACCCGUCCCUGGUGUACUUCGAGCACGGCUCACCCAGCAUCUACGUGGGCGAUCUGACCAAGGAGGAGAACGUGCUGGAGUGGCUGGUCCAGCAGAAGAACGAGGACACCAUCGAGAACAUCAACCGGGACAUGCUCAACAAGAUGAUCGCCGACACCGACUAUUUGGCUGUGUUCUUUUAUCUGGAAGAUGACGACGAGAGCAAGGAGAUGCUGUUGCACUUGGAAAACAUUGACGAUGACUGCAGCGACUACGAGGUGCACCUGGUCAAGAUGCAGGACAACUUGAUGGCCAAAAAGUACGGCAUUCGGAACCCGCCGGGACUGGCCUACUUCCGACACGGCAAACACCUGAAGUUCACCGGCGAUCUUUUCGACGAAGAGGAAGUGCUGGAGUGGCUCACUAAUCCAGAAAACAUGGAAAUGGACGAUGCCAUUGAGAGAGUGAACAAACGAAUGUUCGAAAGGAUCCUGGCGAAGUCUGAGUACCUCACCGUGUUCUUCUACAGCAAGACGGGCUGCAAGCAGUGCGUGAAGGUUCUCGAGGAGCUGGAGAAGAUCGACGACGACGCGGACGCGCACGGCAUCAACAUGGUGAAGAUCGACGACAUGGCGCUGGCGAAGAAGUACGGCGUGUUCGCCAUCCCGGCCAUCCUGUUCUUCCGCAGCGACGACAAGGAGCCCGUCAUCUACGCCGGUGAUUUCAAGAACGGCGAGCAUAUCCUCGAGUGGAUUCUACUGCAGAAGAACCCUGGAAGUGAAAUCAUCGAAGAAGUAGACGGAGAAGGGCUGAAAAAGCUUAUCAAGGCGGCCAAGUAUCUGGCGGUUUUAUUCUAUUCGGAAGGGUCCGAAUGUGAGGAGUGCAAGACCAUACUGGAAGAGCUGGAAAAUAUUGACGACGACACCGACCGGCACGGCAUCCAGUUCGUCAAGACAACCGACAUUGCGAUGGCCCAGGAGUACGGCGUCAAGGAAAUGCCAGCGCUCGUCUAUUUCGAGAACCAAAUACCGAAUGUGUACGAAGGUGACCUCAGCGCCGAAGAGGAAGUGCUCCAGUGGCUCGUUUUGCAAAAAUCAGAAGACACAAUUGAAACUGUGAACCGUGACAUGAUGGAUCGGCUCAUUGAGGAAACGCAGUACUUGGCCGUUUUCUUCUACAAGCCCAACUGCAAAGCUUGUGACCAAGCCCUGCACGAGCUGGAGAACAUUGACGACGACGCCGACUUGUACGGCAUUCACAUGGUCAAAAUUCAGGACCCGUCCUUGGCCAAGCGAUACGGCAUCAAAACAUUUCCUGCUCUGGUUUACUUCCGCAACGCCAACCCAUUGAUAUAUGACGGUGACAUCAAGAAUGAAGAGGCCGUGCUCGAAUGGCUCAUUGACGACGACAACCGGGAACUGGCUGACGAAAUAGAAGCCGUCAAUCGGAGGAUGCUCGACAAGCUGGUCGAAGACUCGCCUUUCCUGGCCGUGCUCUUCUAUGAAGAAGACUGCGAGGACUGCGAUAAGGUUCUUAAAGAGCUCGAAAACAUUGACGAUGAAGCUGACGUGUUCGGCAUUGACUUCGUGAAGGUAAACGACUUCGAAGCAGCGAUGCAGUUCGGUGUGUCGACAUUCCCGACACUGGUCUACUUUCGGAAGAAGACCCCUGUCGUUUACGACGGUGACCUGCUAAACGAGGAGAAGGUGCUGGCGUGGCUCACCAGUCACGAGAACAUCGAGCUCAAGGACGAAAUUGAGGAAGUGAACCGAAAGAUGCUCGACAAACUGCUCGACGAAAACGAUUUCGUCGCCGUCUUCUUCUUUGACAGCAACUGUCCCAAGUGCGACAGCGUGUUAGCUGAGCUGGAGAACAUUGACGAUGAAGUGGACGACCUCGACGUAACCUUCGUCAAGAUUAACGACGUCAAGUACGCCAGGAAGUACGGCAUCGCCCAGGUCCCAGCCAUCGUGUACUUCCGGCGGAAGUUUCCAUCUAUCUUCAGGGGUGACCUGAUGAAAGAAGAGGAGGUCCUGGAGUGGCUGAAAAAAAAUCGAAAGUAAAACCCAGUGAAGCGAUCGGCUGUACAUCUCCUGAGAUUGUAGUGUUCGCUGACAGUCCUUCAGGUGCCUUGACAGCUUCGGCAGUUAAGGCGAAGUGUUGAGUAUGUAAUGGAUGUGAGGACACAGCCACUUGUGUCAACUGCCACUUGUUGUCCGUUUCUUUCUUUCCCGAUUUCUACACAUUGUUAAAAACUUGCAUACAUGUAUUGUUUACAGUUAUGUUUGUUAAAGUUACCCAAGAUUUUUAUUUUGCACGCCAAGCACAUGUUAUGUAAACUUGACAAUAUCCAUAUAAAUAGCACACCGUAAUUAUUCUAUGCGCAGGCGUUUGAGCAAAUGAGAGAACUGUGAGGUAGGUUACGCCAACAAAAAAGGCUAAAAUAUAAAUUAAACGGUCAAUAUUCCGUAGUCAAAUGCAAAUAGUCAGAAACGUUAGCGUUCGCAUAACCAUAUAUGGUAGCAACGUUAUGCGCGGAAUCGCUCGAAUCAAUGCGGAUAAACUUUUGCGAUUGCUUGACGUAGGGCGUGGUGUAAGUAUUUAACACUUUGUACCACAAGCUGUACCUUCGAGCGAGCUGUACAAAAACGACGGUAAAUUGUGCGUAGGCUACGUUUCACGCACUAAGUAUGCUGUUCCACACACGUGUCUGGAGCAGUACUGUACAGAAUUGUAAAGAUGUAUUGUAAUGACUAUUUCCAUUACAAUGUGCUUGUGUUCAACAUUAUAUGGCGCAUAUUACCUUUACUGAUGAUCUGUUUAAACGAUAAAAGGAAAAAAAUAGGCAGGCAUGAAGAAUUUACUUGACUUCAUGUGGAACCAUGACAGUCAUCCCGCCUUCAACGAAGUUCUACACUGCAUGGUGUAUUCGCUGUGAUGGAGAUUGUUUCUUUUUUUAAGAUUUAACGUGACCUUCUAUGCAAAUAAGAGAGAGUAGUUUAACUUUGACAUCCAUAUGAGGAGAAAUUGUUCGGUUUAUAUAAACACUGGUCCAUCACCAAUCUGCUAGAUAAGUAAAUCUCAAAGGUAGCAUAAAGCUUUGCAGCGGUACCUUUGAAUAUGCUCUCAGUCGACAGUCGGACGUAGCGAAAACGGCGUCUUCACCAAGGAACGUAUUCGUGUAUCAAGUGUGUAUACAUUACUCGUUCACAAACUGCACAAACAGUGAGAACAAUAAAGCAACAUGUGUUUAUACUUGU